Messenger RNA from Linum tenue, 1530 nucleotides. NCBI's taxonomy places the organism in Eukaryota, Viridiplantae, Streptophyta, Magnoliopsida, Malpighiales, Linaceae. The record is from the annotation of a GenBank genome assembly.
CGGCAAGCGAGUUGAGACGUUGGGGGAACAAACUCCACCCUCACCCAUGGAGCCGAAAGGAGGAAGGGGAUGAUACGAGCUAAGAUAGCCCGACAUUGCCAUGGCCACAAGUCAGGAUUCUGCCUCAAUGCAUUUACCAGAACCUGACAAUCAGAUUUGAUAGAUGUAGGGCAAGGAUCCUGAGCCGCCAGAAUCACUGCAUUCAACAAAGCAUAAGCUUCCGCCUGUAUCGGACUGGAACAAAGAAAUCUCUCAACCUUGCCGUCAUACACCUGACCAUGAGAAUUAGCAAUAGUAAUCAUCCCAUAAGCCGCCACCUGUGAAACAGAAACAAAAGAGCCAUCACAGUGCACAAACUUCAAGAUUGUGUCAGGCGGUGGUGAGGGGUGUGAACGGGAUCCCCUAGGUUGAGGAGGCUCCAACGCUGACCGGUAAGAAGAUGAAGCGCGGGAGCAACUUCUGACUUCGACCAAGCUUAAGAAAUCACGAUCAGCCAAGGUAGCCGUAGUGGGGCGGGGAAAUAGCCCUCUGCUCAAAGAUAAGACCAUUUCGAGCAAUCCAGAUAUUCCAAAGGCAACAAACGAUCCUUUUAAUAAUCUCCUCCGAGCAACUCUCUUUCAGGGAAAUGGAGAUUGAGGAAGUGAGCAGCUGCGGCGAGGCACUGCCUCUGCUUUCACUCAAUCAUGUGUCCCUGCUUUGCCGAUCGGUGUUGGAUUCCGCCAGGUUUUACGAGGAGGUUUUGGGCUUUGUCCUAAUUAAGCGCCCUUCUUCUUUCAACUUCACCGGAGCAUGGUUAUACAAUUAUGGAAUAGGAAUACAUUUGAUCGAGAACCCAUCGCUCGAUGAGUUUGAGCCCAUCGUGGAACCGCGACCAAUCAACCCCAAAGACAACCACAUUUCUUUUCAAUCUGCGGAUGUUGUGCUGGUGAAGAGGAGAUUGGAGGAGAUGGGGAUGAGGUACGUGACAGCUGUGGUGGAAGAAGAAGGGAUAAAAGUGGAUCAAGUGUUCUUCCACGACCCAGAUGGUUAUAUGGUAGAAAUCUGCAACUGUGACAAAAUUCCCGUUCUGCCCCUCUCUUCUUCAUUCAAGCCCUACGAGACUACCGCAAGUUUCAGAAAAUCAGCGGCGCCGGCCAAGUGUGGGGUGUUGUUUAUGGAGAAUGAGAUGAUGGAAAGUUUGAGCAUGGACAUCCUCAAUCUUGUGUUUUAAUUAUCCCUUUUAUUGCCUUCCUAUGUCACCUUUUUUUUUUUCUUUUUCACUUUUGUAUCUUUUUCUGGUUUGUGUUGAAGUAUAAUUUCAUAUUUUCCUUUCUAAAGGUGAAAGUAUCUACGUCUUCUUUUAUAUAUAUGAACAGGUGGAUGUUGGAUAAAUAUUAGAGCUUAAAAUCAAGAAAGAGGAUAUAAACAGUACAUGAAAACAAGGGUUAUUGAUCUGGCUGAGUCACGAACAAGGUGUAGAGAUCAAGUUAUAAACUUGAGGUCUUACUACUCUACUACACGUAAUCAAAUGAAGUAUACCUUAAUUAGGUG